GAAAAUUGCCCGGAUGUAAAAAUUUAGCGAGUACGACUGUCGAGACUAGCUAUUUAUUGAAUUUUCUGGUUUAAGAAUAUGCCUUGAUAUGCCAGCUAGCUCCUCCGAUUCGGUCACUCCAGUGGAAGCAUCUCUGCGAGCUUCGUUAGGUGGCAAGGACAGUCUUGACCAGCAGCUGGCAGCCUCAUCAACCAAAGUGCUGUUACAAAAAAUUGACUUUACUCCAGCACAGAAAUCCUGCUCUUUUGAACCUGAUAGAAUCAAAGCCAAGUAUGUCCUGCUGAAUCCCAGUGGAGCACCAUCAGAGGCAUUUGAUGGAAAAACUCGCAAAAAGAUGAACCGUGAGUCUGGUAAUACAAAUGGGAAAACAUCAAGUCUCAUCGAAAAAGUACCUGAUGAUGGGAUACCUCCGCCAAAGAUUGUCUUGUUCUCCAAGAAUGUGGACAUGCACUGGAAGGCGGUUCGCAAAGUUGGGGCUGGUCUUCACAAUAUGGGAAACACGUGCUUCCUCAAUUCCACACUGCAGUGUCUUACCUACACUGCACCAUUGGCGAAUUACCUCAUGACAGAUGACCAUCCACAGAAAUGUAAGGUUGUAGGAUUCUGCAUGAUGUGUGAACUACAGCGGCACAUGAGAAGGUGCUUUGAAAAACCAGGAAAUGCCAUUCGACCCCAGACAAUAUUGCUGAAACUGAAUAGUAUUGCUAAGCACAUGCACUGGGGAAGACAAGAGGAUGCCCAUGAGUUCUUGCGUUAUGUUGUCGAUUCCAUGCAGAAGUCUGCCCUAAUUGGAUAUAACAAGUUAGACCGUAUCAGUAAAGAGACCACAGUUGUCAACAAGGUUUUUGGUGGAUUCCUGAGAAGCCAAGUGACGUGUCUGCGAUGUAAGGAGAAGUCAAAUACAUAUGAUCCGUGCAUGGACAUCAGCUUAGACAUAAAGAAUGUGCCAAGCAUUCAGAAAGCAUUUGAAAAGUUUGUUCAUCCAGAGACAUUGGAUUGUGACAACGCAUAUCAUUGCCCGAGGUGUAAAAACAAGGUUUCCGCUACAAAGAGGUUUUCUGUUCACCGGCCACCAAAUGCAUUGACCAUUCAGCUCAAGAGGUUUGACUACAACAAAUCUUUCGGGGGGAAGAUCACUCGGCAUAUACACUUUUCAGACAGACUGGAUAUCAGACCCUACAUGAGUGUAAAUCAUGGCGAACCAGUGAAUUAUCAGCUUUAUGGUGUAUUGGUCCAUUCAGGGAUGGGCUGUACGUCAGGACAUUACUACUGCUAUGUCAAGUCGCCAAGCCAGGUCUGGCAUUGCAUGAAUGAUGCAUCUGUGUCCCAAGUUGGUGCUAGCCGUGUAUUCAACUCGGAAGCCUACCUCCUGUUCUACAAUAGAAUGUUACCAAGGAAACCUCAGAUCACCGAUAUGCCUCAGAAAGUUACUGAGAAUGGGCCCAGGUUGCCUAACAACAUCUUCAAUCCAGCCACGUCAAAAUCUAAUGGACCACUUACCCACAAAGCAAAUGACAUGGGAAUCCCAGUGUCAAGAAAACCCUCGGCAACUGUGACAGGUCCAACCAAGCUGAUAGGACCUCAAAAACCACCAAAUGCUCCAACAACAAUCCCACUUCCCAACAAACGUGAUAAAGUGUCAUUCGGCAUCCGGCCAAUCCACUCAACACCACAGUCAUCCAGUUCACAUAUCGAAUCACAGAAGCCAAGGAUUGUGAUGCAUAUCAAGAAGAAUGGUCAUAGCUAUGCUGUUGAGAAUAAGGCCGAAAAGAUAGUGAAUGGAAUUGGAAAGAAGGGUUCUGGGCUUGUGCCAUACGGGGAGGAGUCUUCAGACUCUGAACAUGAGAACCGCUCUACUGUUGUCAAUCACAAGAAGCCAGAGGAUAAAAGUAAACAGUUCACCAAGCAGACCACUGAAUCUAAUGUGUCAGAAAUAAUGUCCCCUUCUCUUUCAAAGGAAAAGAAAAGUGUUGAAGUUUCUGCCAAGAACUUUACGAGAACGAAUGGUCCUACCAUUUCUCUUAAGAAAAAUACUGUGGGUGGUACAAGUCCUGAGAAGAAAUCUUUUAGUGGUGUUACCAGUCCUGUUUACCAAUCUUCUAGUGGUGGUGCUAGUCCAGAUAAGAAAUCUAAUGGUGGGACCAGUCCUGUCAAGAAGUCCAGUGGUGGUACAAUUCCUGUUAAGAAUUCUAAGAGUGAACCUACCUUAGUUCCCUCCAGAGAUCUUACUGCAGAGCUCAAAAGUAGUGCGUGUUUGGCCAGUCUGAAUUUGAACAGUGGUUCUGUAAGCCCGACAAAGGCAGCGUUAAGUUCUGCUAAGACGUUUGGUCCGCUGCAGCGCAGCAUCAGUGAUUCUCAUCUUAGUGUACAAACAACUCUUCCUGCUAAAAUCAAUGCGACAACGCCAUGGAACGUUCAGUUUAAAGACUCUGCUAUCUCGCCUUCCUUGGGGUCAGAAUCAAGUAAUACAAGUAUAAACUCCACUACUGGUGAGUGGAAGGUUCAGGAUUCGGGGAAAGCUCAGGAGUUUGGACCUCAUGUUGCAGCUGGAUGGACUGUUACUAAAAAUGGUGGACCGUUAGAGAAUGGGCAUGUUUUGCCUGUGUCACAUAAAAGUUCUGACAAUCAAAGUAAAAAAGUUCAAGUUGAAAGGGAGUUGCCAAGUGAUAUGGAAAAACCGAAAUUGAAACCGUUGAUACUUGCUCGGAGAGACAAGGAGGAAAAGGAAGAAAAGGAUCCACUGACUUUGCAUAUAUUUAAGAAAAAUGGCAAAAAGGAGAAAGUGAACGGUGACCCGUUCAAUCAUAAGGAUGCCAAGGCGGAUUCUGAGAUUGACAAGUCAAGUUCUGAGGAUAAAUGGACAGUUAAACAAAAGCUCCUUGAGGAGGAGGCAGAACAGGUGCACCGCAGCAAGAAACAUAAGAAACACAAGAAGCAGAAGAAGCAUAAGAAAGAAAUUUCUGAUUUCAAGUAUGAAAAGUUGGAUGAAAGUACAGAUACUGGGCACAAAAAACACAAGAAGAAGAAAAAGAAAAAGCAUAAACGAAAGGACAAUGAAAAAGAGGAAGUUCCCAAGUUUGACAGUGUUCACAGGCAUGAUGAUAAAGAUGAUGCUUAUCACAGGCAUCAUGAUAAAGUUGAUGGUCAUAAACAUCAUGAUGUUAGUUACAAACACAAGUAUGAUUCUGAACGACUUUCAGACCGGAAUGAAACAGAUCACAGGCGCUGUGAUAAAAAGGAUUCCGAGGACCGGUAUGAUAAAAAUAGAGACUAUGGCUAUAAGCAUCACAGGAAGGAUGAUGGUGAUCACAGGCAUCAUGAUAAAAAGCUCUCAUCUCCCGAUGAUCAUACGUUUCAUAAAAAGAAAUCUGAGGAUAAUUACGGGAAUGAAAAAUCACGGAAACGAUCCUCACCUGAUGAUGAUUAUCACAAGUCGGAGAGUAAAAAGGCCAAGACUGACUAUCGGUGUGAGUUGUCUGGUCGGUCAAAAGAAGGACACCAGUUGCACGAAAAGGAAAGAGAGAAAUCAAGACAUGCUGCUCCAGUACAGCAUUGGGAUCAGCAUGUGAAAGAGGGCUACAAGAGACGCCAUGGUCAGCACGAACCUGUCAAAUCCAAAUCAUUCUGGGAUGGAACGAGAACAUAUGGAGUAGCUGAGGAACUUGAGAAACAGUCAUCAAGUCGAGGUUAUGGUGGGUCAGUACCAUCUUGGGAUGGUGGACAGAGUCACCUUGACCAGGAGGUGGAACGAGACCGCAAGCGGGAUUCUAAACGUGCUUGGGCAGAUGAUUAUGAAGAUGAACUGGAUCAAGGAAAGGCAAAGAAGUACAAGGCAAAUAUCAGUAAAUCAAGCUCUAAUCUUGGUGAUCGGCCAAACAUCUUCCAGAAGUUCCAAGAUCUAAGGAAUGAGACUGGCGACAAGAUACGAUUCGAAAGUCCUCAAAGUGAACGUGACCCAUAUAGAUCGUCCAAAUCGCAUCACUCUCAUCACAAUCACAGUUCAGAUCAUCAUCGCCAUAACAGUCAGUCACGUCAAUACAGUAGCCAUCAACAUCGCCACUGACACAGGCUACUACAAAUCAUUCAAUAGGUGCAACCAUUUCUGAACUCAAGGACGUUAUAGGUGAUAAAAUCUAAUACUACGAGAACAGAAAUUGUGUGCAAUUUUAUCAACGUGUUGUCUUUCAUGACUGGUGUGUGCAGUCAAUGCAAAGAUAGCUAGACAUAUGAAACUUUGUAUAGAUACUAUUUAAAUUCAACUUUGAAAAGAUAUUUUCAAAAAAAUGUAUGUUAUUUAUAACUACUCUAAGAAUUUUGUAGUUGGGUAAUACUGUACAGUGUUCUGUUUCAUGUGUAGGAAAUGGUUCAAACAAUUGUGAUCACAUCCUUCUCGCAAACUGGAUGCGUAUUGAACAUGUCGUUCUUCAUGAAGCUUUUGCUACAGUUUUAAAGGCUAACUCCUUUCGUACAAAGAGUUGAAAUUUGAAUUUGAAUUUGAAGUUCAACAGUGCCGUUGUAUUGGCUGAUCUAAAAAAAUACUGUUAAAACCAUGUUUCAGCGAAUUUUUUCCUGAGUUACAAGAAGAAGAAAAGAGUACCAACAGCGUAGGCCUUUUAAUUAGGGCAGCCCUGAGGCAUUGUGUUUGUCUGAAUAGCUAUGAUAACGAAUCAUUUUAGUUGGUUUAAUGUCCUCAGGUUGUCCUUUGAGACCACCAGGUGAGUUAUCUUUUGGGGUAAAGCAUGCUGAAUUCUGUGGAUUUCGAGUGUAACUUCUGUAUGUCUUCUACCAUAUGACAUAAGAUGUUAUGGAGUGCAGCUUUUGGGCAUGAUCUAGUAUUUCUCAUGAAUUCAUUGGGGGGAGAGCACGCGGUAGCUAUCCAUGAAGUAAAUAUGCACAAACUGUGGCUACAUCCUGCUGCGUUGAUCAGUUUCCUAGAUUAUCAAGUAAUCUUAUAUUCUUACACCUGUUAUAUUCUUAGUACAUGUUAAUGAUUUUAUAAGUCGGGAAAGUGUAUUUGGUUUCAUAUGUAAGUAUUAUGAUAUUAUUAUUUUCUGCAAACAGGCGAACCAUUUUAACUACUUUAGCGUUUAGUGUCUUUCUGUGAAGGGGAUCUUUUUGUGAUUGGAGUGCGUUAAAUUUGCAGUUCCGGGAUUUUGAUACAUGAAUUGUUGGACUUUAUGAAUAAUGAAUUUUCUCUAAAAAAACUUUCAGGGUUGAGUGUACUUUGAAUGGCAUUCACAUAGAUUUGAGCAACUGGACAUUUGCUGAUCUACGACCACGUACACCUGGCUUUAGAUAGCGAAAUGAAGUUGUUACGUGAUUUCAACAGUACCUCGUUGUGUGACGUCCUGUACCAAAUGGUUUUGCACUGAGAUAACGUCACGUGUUUGCUGUCUUGUAUGGCAGCAGUGCUUGUAAUCUGUACCUUUGAGCUAACCACUUGACAAUACUCAGUUGUGUUCUUCUCAUGCCUUUGUUAUGUUGUUGAUUUCCCUGGAAUAUGUCAGCUUCAAUUUGAAUGCCGAGUUUUGGGCAUUAAGCUUAUAUUGAAAGGAGAGGUUAGAAUUUACAUAUGAAGUGCAACAUAAAAUUGUGACUCGCUCUACCAAAACUAGGCGCUUGUCGCAUCUG
This is a messenger RNA of Lineus longissimus, 5631 nucleotides long. Its product is annotated as ubiquitin carboxyl-terminal hydrolase 36-like. Lineage: Eukaryota; Metazoa; Nemertea; Pilidiophora; Heteronemertea; Lineidae. The record is from RefSeq and is a predicted model, not a curated record. The transcript is spliced from 15 exons. Bases 89 to 4063 code for a protein of 1324 amino acids. Gene Ontology annotation, biological process: protein deubiquitination; regulation of apoptotic process. Gene Ontology annotation, cellular component: cytosol; nucleus. Gene Ontology annotation, molecular function: cysteine-type deubiquitinase activity.